Musa acuminata AAA Group (dessert banana) is the source of this 2375-nucleotide messenger RNA. Its product is annotated as transcription factor MYB36-like. Lineage: Eukaryota; Viridiplantae; Streptophyta; Magnoliopsida; Zingiberales; Musaceae. The record is from RefSeq and is a predicted model, not a curated record. The coding region runs from base 1268 to 2191 and encodes 307 amino acids. The transcript is spliced from 8 exons.
CAGGCUCUCCUCUCCGUCCUCCGUCCUCCGUCCUCAUUACUUGACCUUUUCCCGCACGCAGAAGGGAAGGGAUUCAGGUGUUAGGGUUUGAGUUUCUACUUCAACCCCCGCCAACUCUCUGGCGGAAUCUUCGACGAGAAAGAUUGUUAUAGAAAACAUAGGCAUGGCUUUUUGUGCACCUCUGACCGGAAGGAUUUUGACACCAACCCCUGUUCUUUGAAUCUAGAGGGUAUAUGAGUGGAUUGUAACUGGGAAGAUGUGGCUUGCACAAUCUGCUUGGAUUUUCCUCGCCAUAUUGGGCCUUUCGUGUGUGGUACUGAUUAGACUCAUUCAAAUUGUCUUGACCGGUUCAUAAGUGCAUAUGUGGUGCCUAGUGUUGUGAAAGUUACAUCACUACAGAUGGGGCUUCAAUGGUAUGCAUUCAAGACACUUUUUCUAACUCCAGCAGCCGAUCAGCCUGCCCACUAUGUAGAGGAGAUGUAACUUGGUGGGCUGUUAUCGAUGAGUCCCGUCGAUGCUGUGAAAAGAAACACUGUUCAUAAAUUGGCAACUUGACUGAGCUGCAGAAGCAUGCUCAGAUGAAACAACCCCAUUCAGGCCCUUCAGAGAUAGAUCCUGCACGGCGACUUGAUUGGGAUAACCUUCAGCAGUCUUCAGAGAUGUACAUUCAGAUGUACCAAAUGGAGUGGUUUAGGUGAUUGUGUUAUCGAGCAUGGGGAUAGAUGACCAUGAAGAUUUUCCUCAUAGCAGGGUCAACUGGUGGUGACCUCCUCCUGUAUAUCUUGUAAUGUACUUCAUAGCGGUUCAAGAAACCGGCAGAGCUCAAGAGGAAGCAGAAGAAGAAGCAGUCACCAUUGAAGCUCUGAUGGUUCAAGUCUACAAGAUCUGUAAAUACACAAGAGUACAGAUUUGUUGAAACCAACAAUGAACUUGCAAGACGUCUGAUCGCCGGACACUACAGGUAGAACGGAUCUCAUUUCUAUGAUGAUUGAGCACCAAGAAGCUAGUCCAUCAUCUAGAGGCAGCUUUGCAGCUUCGAAAACUACUAUGAUACAGAGAGCCUCAAGCUGCAUCAUGGGUUUAACAUAUCAGCUAGCUGAGUUGAUUCUUUCUGGGAGACUGCUGGUGGCAAAGUGAAACUGAGGUUGAAUCUUCAUGUUGGUGAGCAGGAUUCAAGUGAUGGAAAUAAUCUCUUAUAGAGAUAAGACUACUAGGCAAGAGACAGGUUCCCUUUGGGUUGUUUAGAGAGAGAGAGAGAGAGAGAGAGAUGGGCAGAGCCCCAUGCUGUGACAAGGCUAUUGUGAAGAAGGGACCAUGGUCUCCUGAAGAGGAUGCAAAGCUCAAGGCUUACAUUGAAGAGAAUGGAACUGGAGGAAAUUGGAUUGCACUGCCUCAUAAGAUUGGAUUGAAAAGGUGUGGCAAAAGCUGCAGACUGAGAUGGCUAAACUAUUUAAGACCAGACAUCAAACGUGGUGGUUUUACAGAAGAAGAAGAUCAAAGAAUCUGUAGCCUCUACAUAAGUAUUGGGAGCAGGUGGUCAAUAAUUGCAGCCCAACUUCCAGGAAGAACAGACAAUGAUGUCAAGAACUACUGGAACACCAAGCUACAGAAGAAACUAUUCGGCAAGCGAAAAGAACCACCCCUCCGCAUCAACCAUGUUCCAACCCUACCUGCAUCAGCUCUCGAGAGGAUGCAUCUCCAAGGCCUCCUCAGCUCCCCCUUCUCCUUCUGCAGCAACCCUGAGCCAUGGCCCAACCACCAGCCACCAGGAGACAGAUCAAUUCUCCCAAGCAUCUCCACAGACUCUACGCAUCAAGCUGGUUUCCAAAUGAGAUCUGGCAUCUUAAAGUCCGAGAGCGCAAGUACACGAGGAGAAGUAGAGCGUUCAGCGCUAGGGUUUCACUCGGCUUCAACCGGAGGAAGCCUCAGCGUGGAGACUUCAACCUCGAGCUUCGAUGCUGUGACUGCAGAUCUUCAAGCUGAUGAGCUCGAUGACUUGCUCUACUGCAACCACUCCUCGUCCUUCGCAGGGCAUCAAGAGCACGAGCUCGCUGGCUUAGACUGUUGCAGAGAAGUGUACGGUGAAAAGGAGAGCACAGAUUGGUGGAUUGUCGACGGUUUCGAGGAUGAGUCGACGAUGGUGUCUUGGGAUUCAGCUUCAGCUCUCGGUUCACAAGAGUACGACGUUUAGGGAUUUGCAAGAAUCUAUAUGGUGUCCAAGAACGGUGUGCAAUCUUCUUGGUAGUGUUGUCCCAUUUGCGUGUGAGUUUGUCCAUGUUAGGUUGCCUCUCGCAUUACAUCUGAUGGGGAAUGGAUUCGUUAUGAACAGAAGCUGAUUCGAGUAUUCUGGGACAGAAGAAACCUUUUGCUGCUCA